Kluyveromyces lactis is the source of this 426-nucleotide messenger RNA. RefSeq names its product mRNA splicing protein SMD1 (gene SMD1). Gene Ontology annotation, biological process: spliceosomal snRNP assembly; RNA processing. Lineage: Eukaryota; Fungi; Ascomycota; Saccharomycetes; Saccharomycetales; Saccharomycetaceae. The transcript has a single exon. The coding region runs from base 1 to 426 and encodes 141 amino acids. The record is from RefSeq and is a predicted model, not a curated record. Gene Ontology annotation, cellular component: precatalytic spliceosome; U12-type spliceosomal complex; U2 snRNP. Gene Ontology annotation, molecular function: RNA binding.
AUGCAGUUAACAGGGUUCUUAAAGAAACUAAAGAAUGAAAGGGUGUCUAUAGAGUUGAAGAAUGGUACCACUGUUUGGGGAAUAGUGAGGAGUGUGUCACCGCAGAUGAACGUCUCUCUUACUGACGUCAGGCUGACACUCCCUACUAAGACCUCAGAAGCUACCUUGGCUGCCGUCUUAUUGUCAGGUGGAUCGACACAAGGACAAGAAUCUAAGAGAACAACUAGCCUCGAGUUCAUCAACAUUAGGGGUAAUACGAUAAGGCAGAUUAUUUUACCAGAUAGUAUCAAUUUGGAUGCGUUGCUUGUAGACCAACAGGAAGUCAACAGGUUGAGGAAACAAGGUAAAGUGGGAAGUGAUCCGAAUAAGAAGAGAUCACUUGAGAGUAACGGGAAUGCUCCUAAACGUCCAAAGAGGGCAUUUUAA